Metarhizium acridum CQMa 102 is the source of this 837-nucleotide messenger RNA. Lineage: Eukaryota; Fungi; Ascomycota; Sordariomycetes; Hypocreales; Clavicipitaceae. The record is from RefSeq and is a predicted model, not a curated record.
AUGGGUCGCGAUCCGCUUCAUCCAGCUGUUCUUGGCCGUGGCCAUUCUCGGCCUGUCGGCCUACACCACACCAUCAACGCAACCCCAACGGCCGCCGCUACCAACGGCCUGGGCCUCUUUACGGCCCUCGUAACCAUCAUCGUCAGCAUCUGGCUCGUCUGCGCGCACACCUGCUCGCCCCGCGCGUACAACUACUGGGCCGCCCUCUUCUUCGACCUCUACCUGUACAUCUUCUGGCCGGCCACCUUCUCGCUCGCCGCCGUCUGGGCCGGCCUCAUCUUUGCCGCCGGCACGGUCCGCCGCUCCGGGCGGUCCCCGUACAGCUUCUGCGAUGACCACUUUGACAAGUACGACGAUGCCGCCCACUACAGCAAGUACUGCGCCGGCGGCAGCAACGUCUACGGCGCCAACCACAAGGUCUUUGGCGGCGUGGUCGCUGGCAUCGCCGGUCUCGGCGCCAUCGAAUUCCUGUUGUUCUUCAUCUCGUGGGUGACGGAUGCCGUCGUCAUCUACCGGCACCGUCGGAGCGGCGGCCGCGCGCGGGCCGGUCGUGCUGGGUCCGGGACGGCGCCGUACCAGCUCCAGAUGCAGCCGCAGACCGGGACUGACUACCACGCUGUUCCGCAGCAGGGCAUCCCCUUCAACCAGCGCCAGACGGCGUACCAUCCGCAGCAGCAGCAGCAGCAGCAGACAUUUUACCCGCAGGCGCAGCAUUCGGCCCCCCAACAUACGGGCAACGUCUCCGUCCAGGCGCAUACGCCUCCUCCUUCGGGGGUUUAUCCUGCGCCUCAGUAUCCGCCUCACCAGCCUGCGGCUCCUCUCCACCCGACCUACUGA